Oppiella nova is the source of this 2199-nucleotide messenger RNA. The record is from the annotation of a GenBank genome assembly. NCBI's taxonomy places the organism in Eukaryota, Metazoa, Arthropoda, Arachnida, Sarcoptiformes, Oppiidae.
GCCUUUUUCAAUGCGUUUAAAUCCUAUGAGAAAAACGUGUUUUUGCUUUCAGUUUGUGUUUACAUCUGUUGUGCACUCAUGUCUUCAGCGAUUAUCACCACCGACUGAACCCAUUGUCUAACCGUUGACACAGUUUACCAGUCGAGACAAUGUCGGCGAAGAUCUUGAAGCGGAUUAACGCCCAGAAGGACGAGGAGUUUGUGUCCGCCGGUGAGGACAUCGAUGACAACGCAUCCGCCGAUGGAUCCGAUGACGACGUAAACCACUCGCAGCUGUUGACAGACAUCGCACGACUUGAUCCCAAGACCCAGAAGGCGCUCAAAUGGAAAGCCACGCGAUUUGAGCCUAAAUCCGAUGUCAAUGAAUAUAAUCUCUCGAAAAGCGAUAAUCAGCUGUCGAUCGACGAUCUGCUGAAGAAUGUCAGGGAAACCACUGUAUCGGUGAAGAAGUUGAAGCACUGGUCAAAGAAGCGACUUCUGGACGAACCGCUCGAGAAGAUAGUGUCCGACAAAAUCAAACGCGCCGUCAAUUACGAGGUGACCGCCAAAGAGCUCCGCAAAUGGGAUCAAGUGGUGGCCGCCAAUCGGACGGCCCCACAGCUCCAGUUCCCACUCAAACAGGAGGCGCUAAGUCUGGAGCCCUCGCGAGCAGUGGUGAAACACUUCCGGCCGAAGACUAAACUCGAGCUACAAGUGGCGGAACUGCUGAACAAAUCCGAGAACAACUUAACCGAUGAUAAGCCGUUGACUGUGGCCGAGGAGAAGAUCAUGAAAGCCAUGAGUCUCGAGGAGGCGAAGGCCCGCCACAAAGAGCUCCAGAAAAUGCGAGCCCUUCUCAGCUACGAAGAGGUGCGACUCAAACGCCAAUCAAAGAUCAAGAGUAAGAGGUAUCACCGGAUCCUCAAGAGGGAGAGGCUUAAGAAGUCGGUCGAGGAGUUCGAGGCGACCAAGAAGUCCGACCCCAUGGCGGCCGUCGAGAAGCUCCAGGAGUUGGACAAACUCCGGGCGCUCGAGAGAGCAAGUCUUAAGCAUAAAAACACGGGAAAGUGGGCCAAACACCUGAAGCUGAGGUCACAGUAUGAUGACAGCGCUCGGGAGGCGCUCACAGAACAGCUCCAGAUUAGCAACAAAUUGACGCAAAGGAGGGUUCGCUUCGAAGGUGAUGACGACCAAGAAGUCGAUGCCAGUGAUGGCGAUGACAGCGAUUCUGGCGAUGAUAAUGAAGUGGCGACUCAUAAAGACAAUGAGUUCCGGGAAUUGCCCGAAGAUUAUAAUCCAUGGAUGAGAAGCGGUCGAGAGAGUCGACCAAACGCUGAGAUAAUACCGGAGGUCGAGGAAGAAGCGGAUGAGCCAAUCAACGUCGAGACCGCGGGUCCAGCGCCCACUGCUGCCGAAGAGGUGGAAGCGUUGAGUAGUCGCCCGACGACUCGGAAGCGAGCGCUGGAUGUGAUGACUGAUGAGGACGUCAAAGAGGUGGCGGCGCCGCAAAGGGAGGCCGAGAUUGAUCCGAACGACUUCAUUGUGGUUAAGGCGCACAGAAUGAAGACCUCAUUGCCCGAUAUGGUGACAGACAUGGACUCCGAUGGCGAGAGUGUCGAUGAAUCGGAUGGUGUCUCAGACGACGAGCAGAAGCGUCUGGUGUCGGAGGCGUUCGCCGACGACGACGUGAUCUCCGACUUUAAAAAAGCCAAAAAAGAGCGCAUCGAGAAUGAGUCGGAACGGGAUGUGAACCUCCAUCUGCCCGGUUGGGGACAGUGGGGUGGGAACGGCCUGCGAGUGUCGAAACGCCGGGUCAAGAGGUUUACGGUGAAAGCGAAGCGAAGGCCCCGAAAGGACAAUACGAUUGGAAACGUGAUUAUCUCCGAGACGAGGGACGCCGUGAUCGGGAAGUAUCGCGUGAAUCAACUGCCGUUCCCUUUCAAGAAUGUCGAGGAGUUCGAGAAUAGCAUUCGGCAGCCGUUGGGCCGCACCUGGAAUCCGGAGACGGCGUUCAAAGAGCUAACGGCGCCCUCAGUGGUGACCAAAAUGGGCGCUAUUAUCGAUCCCAUGGACAGCGAGGCGUUAGUGAAGUCUAACCCCAAGAGACGUGUGUUUAGGAAACGCGACAAAAAGAAAAAUCGCAACAAUUUAGAGAAAAAAUCGCAAAAAUAGUUGUUUUUUAUACACAAAUAAAUAAAUAAAUUAUAUUUUUUUCGCCAAA